AUGGAUGCAAGAAAUAAACCUCCGAUUGGCCGUCCCAUACGUAUGAUCAACCCGGUGAUAUCUGCGGGCUCUCAUGCCAUCCCAGGCAAUCUCAUUCAACUGAUUAUGACUCCAGAUCGCAGCCUCUACUCAAUCUUCGCAGUCCUUCUACUAAAGGCGAAAAUAGUGCCUGGGGUCGGGCAAGGCGUGAGACAACAGGGCACUGAAAAUAUGUAG
Molecule: messenger RNA, 216 nt
Organism: Opisthorchis viverrini
Lineage: Eukaryota; Metazoa; Platyhelminthes; Trematoda; Opisthorchiida; Opisthorchiidae
Exons: 1
Coding region: 1-216 (71 amino acids)
Source: RefSeq, a predicted model, not a curated record